ACUCAAUGGCAAUGGAUUUUAUAUAUAUAUAUAUAUAUAUAGUUGUUAGGUGCCACCGAGUUGGUUCCAACUCAUAGCGACCCUACAGAGCAAAGUAGAACUGCUCCUUAGGGUUUCCAAGGAGUGGUUGGUGGAUUUGAACUGCCGACCUUUUGGUUAGCAGCUGAGCUCCUAACCACUAUACCACAGGGCUCCUGCACUGUCCCUAUGAUUGGUUGUGGAUUGGACUAUUGUGAUCCAUAGGGUUUUCAUUGUCUAAUUUUUGGAAGUAGAUAGCCAGGCCUUUCUUCCUAGUCCAUCUUAGUCUGGAAGCUCUGCUGAAACCUGUUCAACAUCGUAGCACCACGGAAGCCUCCACAGACAGAUGAGUGGUGACUACUCAUGAGGUGCACUAGCCAGGAAUGUACUUAGUAUAUGUACAUCAUUGGAUUCUUACACCACGUGUCUCCUGCCCUAUAAGGGCAGAGCCAGGAAGCAUUAUUAUUAUUCCCAUUUUACAGGUGCAGAAUUGGACUCAGACUGGUCACACCACUCAUCAGUGACAGAGCUGAGCUCCGCCACCUGGCCUCCUGACCCCAAAUCCCAUUCUCUUUCUAUUACUUUACAUUGCCUUUCUCUCUCCAUUCCUCCGAUAUUAAUUUAGCAAGCCCUCAUUAAGUAUGCAUUGCUUGCAUGAUGGGAGUCCCUGGGUGGUGCAAACAGUUAAUCCACUCAGCUGCUAACCGAAAGGUUAGAGGUUCAAGUCCACUCUGAGGUGCCUUGGAAGAAAGGCCUGGCAAUCUACUUUCUGAAAAAACAGCCAUUGAAAACCCUGUGCAACACAGUUCUACUCUGACACACAUGGGGUCACCAUGAGUUAGAACCGACUCCACAGCAACAGGUUGUUUACUGGUGUGUAUGAUGCUGGGGACAAGGCAAAGAUGAAAGGGCCAUGGUCCGUAUGCCCCAGGAACUUACAAGGUACCGGAAGAAUGAAACCGGUGUGCCCGUAACCAUAAUACACAGGUGGGAUAUGAUUGGCGUGGAUAAAGUAUCGCAGAAAGUUACACUCCUGAUGCGGGAUGAGGAGGAGGGAGGUGCAAAGACUGCCACGCCCACCAGUUGCUGGCAAGGUGAUGCCGACUCACAGUGACCCCACGCGUUUCAGAGUAGAAAGCCCUCUACAGGGUUUUCAUGGCUGUCUUAGUUUCUUAGUGCUGCUAUAACAGAAAUAUCACAAGUGAGUGGCUUUAACAAACAAAGUUAUUUUCUCACAGUUUAGGGAGCUAGAUGUCCAAAUUCAGGGCACCAGCUCUAGGGGAAGGCUUUUCUUUCUGUGUUGGCCCUGGGGGAAGGUCCUUGCCUCUUCAGCUUCUAUUCCUUGGAUCUUUGGUGGUCUUCAUGUAGUAUGGCAUCUAUCUUCCCCCAUCUCUGCUCGAUUCUCUGUCCUAAUGUACUCUUUUUAUGUCUCAGAGGUACCAAACCAACAACCCAUUUCUGUCAAGUCGAUUCUGACUAAUAGUGACCCUAUAGGACAGAAUAGAACUGCCCCACAGGGUUUCCAAGGAGCGGCUGAUGGAUUUGAACUGCUGGCCUUUUGGUUAGCAGUUGAACUCUUAACCACUAUGCCACCAGGGCUCCAUCUCAAAGGUGACUGGUUUAAAACACACCCUCUGCUGAUAUGGCUACUCAACAAAGAAAACCCCAUUCCUCAAUGGGAUUAUAACCACAGGUAGGGGGGUUAAGAUUUACAACACAUAUUUUGCGGGGGGACACAGUUCAGUCCAUAACAAUGGUUGUGACCAUUUGGAAGCAGAUCACUGCGCCUUUCUUCUGAGGCACCUCUGGGUGGGUUUAAAACCUCCAAACUUUCAACCCAGUGCUUAACCAUUUGUACCACCCAGGAGGCUUCACAGAGGAGAAAAAAUAUUUGAGUUUGGCCUGAGAAGAAUGAGUAGGUGUUUGCUGGGUGAAGAUGGGGAGAGAGAUUGCAGUUACAUACUGAGCAAAGGUGCAGAGGCGGGCAGGCAUUCAGCGUGACUGGAGCAUAAGGUGUGUCUAUGGUAGAGUGGGUAACACAGCCAGAAAAGCAGGUUGGAAUGGGAUCUUGGAGGGCUGGGUUAAGGAGUUUGGACUUUACUUGGUAUGCAAGGGUAACUGUGGGAGAUUUUUGAGCCAGGGGAGUGUGGGUGAUCAAAGCAAUUCAACAGGAAUUAUUGUCACCUGGUGGCAGGGUAGGAUGACUAGAGAGAAGCCUGGGGGCAGCAAGACCAGUUAGGAACCUGUUGCACUAGUUGCAGCUGAGGGCGCCUGAAGUCGGGUGGUGACAGUGGGAGGGGAGAGGACAAGAUGGGUGGGAAAGCAAGGACAGAUAGUUACCCAGGCUAGGUUCACUAAUAAUUUUUUCCUGCAAGAUCAUUUUUUUUCCCCCAGAAACUAAAAGGGCAUAUUUUGGUGAAUAGAGAGGCAUAGUUGGAGCCCUGGUGGCACAGUGGUUAAGAGCUAUGGCUGCAACCACAAAGCUGGCAGUUCAAAUUCACCAGCCACUGCUUGGAAAUCCUAUGGGGCAGUUCUACUCUGUCCUAUAGAGUUCUUAUGAGUCAGAAUUGACUCGAUGGCAACGGGUUUGGUUUUUGGUUUGGGGUAAGGCAUAGUUAGACGGAAAGCAAAGUGGUUGAUUGAUCACAGUGCCGAAGAUGACACCUUUGGUCCAUCGUUAUGCUGAUUCAUUUCUACUCUGUCCUGACUGUGAAUUUGCAAAACAGUUGACUGGAGUUAAUGAUACAGCCUAUGGUCAUGGAUUUGAACAUAGCAUAAACAUUCAGAAUGUUCAAGGAAUGGAGUGGGUAAAUGACUUGUCUGCAAACACAGUUAGUGGCAAUGCUAGAGCUUGAAACCAGAUCUUCUGGUUUCCUACUCCAGGGCUCUGUCCAGGGGUUUGAACAAGAACGAACCUGUUCAGUCCAGUCUAAACCCCUGCUGAGAAUUUGCAUUUCUACCCCCGAGAUACUGAAUCAGAAUCUACAUCUUUUUUAAAAUAAUAUUUUAUUGUUUUCGGUGAAAGUUUACACAGCAAAUUAGGUUCCCAUUUGACAAUUUCUACACUAAUUGUUCAGUGCCGUUAGUUACAUUUUUCACAAUGUGUAACCAUUCUCUUUAAUUGCUCUCUGGUUAUUUGGUUUCAAGUACUCUAGUUUCCCUGCUCCCUUUUCUUCUCAUCUUUCCUUUAGAAUAAUUGUUGACCUUCUGGUCUUUUAUAGAUGUUUGUUUGUUUGUUUUAUUGUAUUUUAGAUGAAGGUUUACGGAGGAAACUAGUUUCUCAUUAAACAGUUAAUACACAAAUUGUUUUGUGACAUUGGUUGACAACCCCACAACAUGCCAACACUCUCCCCUUCUCAACCUUGGGUUCAGCAUUACCAGCUUGCCUGUCUCCUCUUGGAUUCCCAUCUUUGCCCCUGAGCUGGUGUGCCCCUUUAGUCUCGCUUUGUUUUAUGGGCCUGUCUAACCUUUGGCUGAAGGGUGAACUUCGGGAGUGACUUCAUUACUGAGCCAGAAGGGUGUCCAAGGGCCAUACUCUUGGGGUUUCUCUAGUCUCUGUCAGACAAGUAAGUCUGGUAUUUUUUCAUGAGUUAGAAUUUUUUUCUAGCUCUGUCCGGGACCCUCUAUUGUGAUCCCUGUCAGAGCAGUUGGUGGUCGUGCCUGGGAAACAUCUACUGGACUCAGUCUGGUAGUGGUAGAUGUGGUCCAUUAAUCCUUUGGACUAAUCUUUCACUUGUAUCUUCAGUUUUCUUCAUUCUUCCUUGCUCCCAAAGGGGUGAGAUCAGUGGAGUAUCUUAGAUGGCCGCUCGAAAACUUUAAAGACUUCAGGUGCUACUCACCAAAGUAGAACGUAGAACGUUUUCUUUAUAAACUAUGUUAUGCCAAUUGAGCUAGAUGUUCCCUGAGACCGUGGUCCCCACAGCCCUCAGCCCAGUAAUUUGUUCCUUCAGAGAGCUUAAAACAGAUCUUCUGGCUUCCUACUGUAGGGUUCUGUGCAGGGUUUGAACCAGAACAAACUGUUUUGUUCCUAUCCAAGCCCCUGCUGAGAAUUUGCAUUUCUAUCCCAGAGAUACUGAAUCAGAAUCUACAUUUUAACAAGACCCCCAGGUGAUUCUUAUGUAUAAUAAAUUUUGGGAACCACUGCUCUACUAGUGGUUCUCAGAAUCAGUCCCUAACCAGCCAUAUUAGCAUCCCCUGGGAACUUGUUAGAAUUGCAAAUUCUCAGCAGGGAUUCCAACUGGAACUAACCAGUUUGAAACCCUGGUUCUGUCCACCAUUCCACAGCUGAAAUAUCUGCUCCGGACUUACUUGCCCUUUAAUGUUAUGUAAAUUUGCCCUUAUUUUGAAACAGUUGUCCUGCAACAGAUUCUUGAUCACAAUGGCCUUCACUUGCUACAUGUGCAGCUUUUAAAUCAUUGAAAAGGCUUCAAACCUUUUUUUGCACUAAAACCCGCUGCCACUGAGUCAAUUCUGACUCUUAGCGACCCAAUAGGAUAAAGUGGAACUGCCCUAUGGGGUUUCCAGGGAACAACUGGUAGAUUCGAAAUGCUGACCUUUUGGUUAGCAGCUGAGCACUUAACCACUGUGCCACCAGGACUCCUUUUCUUGCACUAAAGUAAGGCUCAUUAAGAACCAUAUGCACCUAUCCCAACUUACCUACAAAUUCGACUUAGGGACAUUCUUAGGAAUAGAUCUCAUUCAUACCCCAGGGACUGCCUGUACUUGCAUUUAGGAUCAAAAGUUUACUCAGAAGAGUCUAUUAGGAACUAGGUUUUUGUAACAAAUGAAUAAUACCUCAUGGAUGGUUUUCAAAUGCAUCAAAUAGUAGAUACCCCACAAUUUGACUCCACAACCGAUUGUCACCUCACGCACAGCCACCACUUGUUUGUCAGUGGAAGCUUGGGUGUUGCUAUGAUGCUGAACAAGUUUCAGUGGAGAUUCUAGACUAAGACAGACUAGGAAGAAAGGCCUGGCAAUCUACUUCUGAAAAUCAGCUAAUGAAAACCCUGUUGAUCGCAAAUGUCUGAACCCACUUACACAAUUUAUCCAUUACCCCUACUAAUGUUAGGUUGUUUGAGCUUUUUCGCAUUUACAGUGUUGCAGUUAACGUCCUUUUAUAUGUCUUCAUAUGAACAUGUACAAGAGUUUCUCUAGGGUAUGCUCCUAGAAGUGGACUUUCUGGGGUGAAGGUAGGUGUCUUUUUAGUUUUACUAGAUACUGCAAAGUGGCCAUACCAAUUUGCACUUGAACUGGCAGUGAAUGAGAGUUCCUGUUUCCACACAUCCUCACCAUCACUUGAUAUCAUCAGACUUUGUCAUCUUUGCCAGUCUGCUGGUUGGACCAUGGUUUGUAAUACUGUUCACAGACGACUUGGGCCGUAUUUCCCAGUGGAGCUCCAUCAUGGCUGGGAGUCUUGCAGGCAUGGUGUCCACCAUUGUGACAUACCCUACAGACCUCAUCAAAACCCGGUUGAUUGUACAGAACAUGCUGGAACCAUCUUAUAAAGGCAUCCUCCAUGCUUUGGCUACUAUUUAUCAACAGGAAGGGUUCCUGGCCCUUUAUCGAGGGGUUUCCCUCACUGUUUUAGGUGCUCUUCCAUUCUCUGCUGGCUCCCUUCUUGUUUACAUGAACCUAGAGAAAAUCUGGAAUGGACCCCGAGAUCGGUUCUCUCUCCUCCAGAACUUUGCCAAUGUCUGUCUGGCUGCUGCAGUGACGCAGACCCUCUCCUUUCCCUUUGACACGGUGAAGAGGAAGAUGCAGGCUCAUAGCCCCUAUCUUCCCCACUGUGGAGGAGUAGAUGUCCAUUUCUCAGGAGCAGUGGACUGCUUCCGGCAGAUUAUAAAGACCCAAGGGAUGCUGGGGCUCUGGAAUGGAUUGACAGCCAACUUACUGAAGAUAGUUCCAUAUUUUGGAGUUAUGUUUAGCACCUUUGAGUUCUGCAAGAGAAUCUGUCUUUAUCAAAAUGGUUACAUUGUGUCUCCUCUGAGUUAUAAAUUGACCCCUGGGGUGGAUCAGAGUUUAAAGCCUCAGGAAUUACGGGAAUUAAAGAAGUUCUUCAAAACUAGAACACUAAAGUCUAAAAAACCAACUCUGUAAAACUGCGUGGACCUGGAUGUGCACUGACUAAAGGUGUGUUGCAGGCACAGAUGAGUGUAACCUCAUAAUUGUGCCUGUGCAGAGCGAUGAGAGGGUCCUGCUGUCUGCUGCUCUUGGAAAUGAGAAGGCUUAGCCUGACGCCAUUGCUGAGCUCCAAUGCAAUGUCCCUGCAGACACCUGUCCCAUGGGAAGGUUUCUCAGCACCACUGUUUCAUGGUGACACUCCCCCACGAUCUUAUAACCAAAGCCUGGCAAUAAGAAAAUGUGCACUUUACAUGCUGAGUAGAAGAAACUAGAUGCCAAAGAAGGGGGCAUUGCCAUGACUCUCAAAGCAACCAGUCGAAGUGGCAGUAGCCGAGCAGAUUCCACCUCAUGAGCUCAGCUACCACCUGGUUUCACUCAGUUUGACCCAAGGCUUCACAAUACAAUUAUUCGUGAAUACAGUUGUUCUGGCUGCCUUCUGAGCGCACCUACCACAGUGUAAAUUACGCUUUACCAGAAAUGAAAUGAAAUGAAAGCUUUUUAACAUUUAAAAGAUCACUAUUGCUGUAGAACCAUCCUCUUGUUAUUUAAAUUUGAAACAUCCCAGGCUUAGAGUCUUGUAUUUCAGGAAGGCAGAUUUGACCAAGACGGCUUAAUUAUGCCCCCCAAAACCAUCUUCCAAUUGAAGUCAUGUAGAGUUCAAGCAAGGAGCCCUGGUGGCGCAAUGGUGGCCCUCAGCUGCUAACCUAAAGGUCAGAGAUUCAAACCCACCAGCCUCUCUGAGGGAAAAAAGACCUCGUGAUUUGCUCCCAUAAAGACUACAGCCUAGGAAACCCUAUGGGGCAGUUCUACUCUGUCAUACUGGGUCACUACGAGCCAGAAUUCGCUUGAGGACACACAGCAAACAGUUCAAACAGCCUGGAUUCUCUGCAUUUUUAACUUGCAUUGCAAGCCUAUCCUGAAAAUAAAUUAUUUAGAUAAGUUAUGCUCACAAGAUGUCCCAGUUGCCUAGAAAGGAUCAAAUGGAUCAUUUGACACAUAUACCAAAAACAAAAGUAACUGAAUAAAAGCACUUCAGGCUAAUCAUCUGCACUAGAUUUUUUUUUUUUUUUGGUUUUGCCCGAUGGUUACGUCUUACAUUAAAAAAAAAAUUGCCAUCAAGUCUAUUCCAACUCAUGGCAACCCCAUGUGUAUCAGAAUAGAACUGUGCUCCAUAGGGUACUAGAUUUUUUUUUAAUCAAAUUUCAGGAUUAUUCCACCGAAUAGUGCCUUUCUAUGGAUUUGAAAAAUAUUAAUAUAUCAGGUUGUCAAUUUAUAUAUAUAUAGAGAGAGAGAAAGGGUGUUUCAGUAUGUUGAAAGUAUUUUUCCUAUUAAAUUUAUUUUUAAAGAAAAGUAACGUGUUGGUCAUUUAUUUCUAAUUAGAGUUACAAGAACUAUGGUUAAAUACAUACUGGCCAAGGUCUCUGAACUCUCAGAAGCUUGUCCUAUUUAAAUAUACCAAACUAACUCAUUUUUCCAGCUGCUGAGGGAGACUGUGUGUUUUAUGGGGAAUGGCAGUUAAUCUUCUCACGAAAAUCUCAUCUCUAGCCCAGUCCAUUAGAGUUCCAAACCCGUUGCCAGUCAAGUGGAUUCCAGCUCAUAGCAACCCUGUAGGACGGAGUCGAACUGCCUCCCUAGAGUUUCCAAGGCUGCCAUCUUUGCGGAAGCAGACUGUCACGUCAUUCUCCUAUGGAGCAGCUGGUGGGUUCAAACCUCUGACCUUUCGGUUAGCAUCUGAGCACUUUAACCAUUGUGCCACCAGGGCUCUUUGUUAGAGUUCAGAGGGUGGCAAGUUCUUUACCCACGGUGAAUAGUUAAUGUGUGUUACUCUUUAUUUGCCUUGAAAUGUACAACUUUUUAGAAGGUUCUGAAAGCUGCAAAAAAAUUUUUUUUUAUUUUUACUAAAUCUAAAAGCCUAACCAGGUUAUUUAUAGCAUAUUAAUACAUUCUAUAUAUUCAUCUACAAAUACGAUGAGAUAGAUAACCAAGCCCUUCCUAAUGUUAUAUAUAGGAAUGUUUUCUGAGCUGCAGUUUUUAUUUUUUCGAUAAACUUAAUGGGAAGAAGGAUAUGCCUCAUUUUUCUAAUUGCAAACAACUCUUUAAAACUGUAGCUCCGUUCCUAAAAGGCAUGUGAUUGGAGGUCUAUGUGGGGAGUGCUCUGCUUUACGGCUGGGAGUGGGCGCCACACUGGACUACAUACAUUAGGAGAAUUAUAAAGAAGUGUGAUACGGUACUUACCCAGGAGUCAUUUACUGUCUUAAGGAACACAACCUGCCUACAUGUGUGAAACAACUAUGAUUACAAAGCAAAUACUAGCAAAGAUAUGAUGGUAUAGUAUCGACUGAUUACCAGAUUGCCAAGGGGCUCAAUAUAUAUUUAUUGAAGAGGAGUAGAGGGAUUGUCACAGGUGAGAGGACUAGUAAUGAGCAGGAGUUUGUGGAGGUAGUGAGUCUUGAGCUAAGUUUUGAAGGAAGUGAGGGGACAUUAAUUGGUUAAGAAUAGGUUGCAGGGCGUUUCAGAUUGAAGCAGGGCAUAUACAGUGUCACGGAAAUGGAAGCAAACAAAAGGUGUUUGGGAUAGAGUAAAAAGACUGGCUUCAUGUUCACUCAACAACUGCUAGGCACUAUGGAUAAAGUACAUAAGGCAGAUAAAAGGAGCCCUAGUGGUGCAGUGGUUAAGCUCUUGGCUGCUAAUGAAAAGGUUGUUGGUGCGAACCCGCCAGCCACUCCGAAAAAGCAAGAUGUGGCAGUCUGCUUCUAUAAGAUUACAGCCUUGGAAACCCUAUGGGGCAGUUCUACUCUGUCCUAUAGGGUUGCUGGACUACUAACUGAAAGCUCGGUGGUUCAGACCCACCCAGAGGCACCUCAGAAGUAAGGCCCAGUGAUCUGCUUCUGAAAGGUCGCAGCCUUGAAAAUCCCAUGAACCAGUUCUGCUCUGCAGACGUGGGAUUGCCAUGAGUCGGAAUUAACUCAGUGGCAGCUAACAGUAACGAGGCAGAUAAGGUCCUUGCCCUCACGGAGCUUACAGUCUCCUGAGGGCAGCAGUGAAUAACAAACUAAUCAGUAAGUUAGGUAAUUAUAGACUGUAAUGUUAUGAGGGAAAUAAACAGGGUGCUUUGUUAGAGAAUUAGGUGAGGAUGAGGGAGAUACUUUAAAUCGGGGAACCAGGGAAGGUCUCCUUGGGAGGAGACCUUUGAGAUGAGAGCUGAAGAAUGAGAAUGAGCCAGCCAGGCAGAGAAUAGGGAGAAGACAUUCCAAACAGAAGGAACAGCAAGUGCGAAAGUCUGGAAAUGGAAAAGGGCUCGAUGAACAGAAAGGAGGCAAGUGUAGCCAGAGUGUGAUGAGUGAGGGAGAGAUGAGUAUGAGAUGAGACUGGACAGAGAGCCAGAUCAUACAUAGCCAUAUGGGCCAGACCAAGAAGUUAAGAUUUUAUUCUGGCACCUGAUGACACAAUGCUUAAAUUGCUCAGCUCCUAAUCGAAAGGUUGGCGGUUCAAAUCUACCCAGCAGGCUCUGUGAGAGAAAGACCUGGGAAUCUGCUCCUGUAAAGAUUACAGUCUUGAAAAUCUUAUGGGGGCAGUUCUACUCUGUCACGUUGGGUCUACUCUGUCACAUUGGGUCUACUCUGUCACGUUGGGUCUCUAUGAGUCAGAAUCAACUUGAAGGCACACAACAACAACAAUAUACAUAACAGAACAUUUGCUGAUUCAACAAUUUUUAUAUGUACAAUUCAGUGACACUGAUUACAAUCUUCAUGGUGUGCAACCAUUGGCACUGUCCUUAUUCCACUACCAUUUACAUAAAAGUAAAACCAGAAAACUCAGUGCCUCCUAAACAGUAAAUCUCCCUUUCCCCCUCUCCCCCACCCCUGGUAACCACUAAUAAGCUUUAGUUUCUAUGUAUUUGUCUCUUUCGUAUAAGUGAGAUCAUAAGGUAUUUGUCCUUUUGUGACUAUUUCACUCAGCAUAAUAUUUUCAAGGUUUAUGUCGUGGCAUGCAUCACGACUUCAUUUCUCAGAUUUUAUUCUAAAUGCAGAGUAAAGUCAUUGAAGGUUUCUAAGCAGAGAGGUGAUACAACUUGAUAGUCAUUUUUAAAAAACCACUGUGGUUGCUGUGUGGAUAAUGGAUUGGAGAGAAGCAAGCCUGUAAUGGACAAUAUUACAGAAGGCCAAGCAACAAAUAAUGGUUGCCUGGAUCAGAAUUGGUGGCAAAAAAGAUGGAGACAAGUGAAUGAGUUCAAGACAUUUUGGAGUUAGACUCAGCAGGAUUUGCUGAGGGGAUGAAUGUAGGAAGUAGAAGAAAGGAAGGGAUCCAGGACAGCACCUAGGUUUUUUGGCUUUUGACUUGGGUAACAAGGUAGAUGAUGUUGCCAUUUGCUGAUGUGGGGAAGACUAUGGAGAGUCACAGUUUUGGUGGGAACAUGCUCAAUUUGAAAUGCCUGUGAGACAUCCAAGUAGAGAAGUCCAGUGGUCAGUCGGCUGGAGCAUAGGUUCUCCGUGUCCAAACCGGUUAUGGUAGGCAGAACAAUGGUCCUCCAAAAAUGUCCAUUUCCUCAUCCCCAGAACCUAUGAAUAUGUUACCUCACAUGGCCAAAGGGACUUUGCAGAUGAGAUUACAUUAAAGACCUCAAAAUGGGGAGAUUAUCCUGGAUUAUCUGGGUGGGCUCAAUCUAAUUACGUGAGUCCUUAAGAGUGACAGAGGAAGGCAGUAGAAGGGGUCAGAGAGAUGCAAAGACAGAAGUAGAGGCAAGGAAAGUGAGGCAUAAGAAGGACUCAGCUUGCCAUUGCUGGCUUUGAAGACAUUCCAGGAACAUGCCCAGGAAUGUGGGCAGCUUCUAAAAGCUGAGACCUGCCCUCAGCUGACAGCCAGCAAGGACAUAGGGACCUCAGUUCUACAGCCACAAGAAACUGAAUUCAAUCAACAACCUAAAGGAGCAAGGAAACAGCUUUUCCCCUGAGAGCCUCCAGAAAGGAAGGCAACCCUACCGACAUCUCGAUUUUAGCCUGCUGCAACUCAUGUCAGACUUCUGACCUCCAGAACUGUUAAGAUAAUAAAUUCGUGUAGUUUUAAACCACUAAUUUUGUGGUAAUUUGUUACAACAGCAAUAGAAAGCUAAUACACCAGGAUACUAUUAAUAGUUAUGGUUCAGGAUGUUGUUCUUGUUAGGUACCAUCGAGUAAGUUCCGACUCAUAGCAACCCUGGUACAACAGAACGAAACACUGCCCAGUCCUGCGCCAUCCUCACAAUCAUUCUUAUGCUUGAACCCACUGUCAUGGCUUGAAUUAUGUCCCCCCAAAAACGUGUACAUCAGUUUGGCUGGGCCAUGACUUCUGGUAUUGUGUGAUUUUCCUACAUAUUGUAAAUCCUGCCUCUAUGGUGUUAAUGAGGGAAGAUGGGUGUCAGUUGUGUUAGUGAGGCAGGACUCAAUCUAUAAGAUUGGACUGUGUCUUGAGGCAAUCUCUUGAGAUAUAAAAGAGAGAAGCAAGCAGAGAGACAGGGGGAGCUCAUAGCACCAAGAAAGCAGUGCUAGGAACAGAGUGGGUACUUUGGGCCCGGAGUCCCUGCAUAUAGUCUGGGGAAGAUUGAUGAGAAGGCCAACAGAGAGAGAAAGCCUUCCCCUGGAGGUAAUGCCCUGAGUUUGGACUUUCAGCCUACUUUACUGUGAGGACCGCCACGUGUCUGUCAGUUUGCCGUUCUGUGGGGCUUGUGUGUUGCUAUGAUGCUGGAAGCUAUGCCCAACCCAGUGCCGUCGAGUUGAUUCCGACUCAUAGCGACCCUAUAGGAAAGAGUAGAACUGCCCUGUAGAGCUUCCAAGGAGUGCCUGGUGGAUUCGAACUGCCAACCUUUUGGUUAGCAGCCAUAGCACUUAACCCCUACACCACCAGGGUUUCCAGAAGCUAUGCCACCAGUAUUCAAAUACCAGCAGAGUCUCCCAUGGCAGACAGGUUUCAGCUGAGCUUCCAGACUAAAACAGACUAGGAAGAAGGACCCAGCAGUCUACUUCUGAAAAGAAUUAGCCAGUGAAAACCUUAUGAAUAGCAGCAGAACAUUGUCUGAUAUAGUGCUGGAAGAUGCGCUCCCCAGGUUGGAAGGCAUUCAAAGAACAAGGAGAUACUGCAUGGUUUAAAGUCCGGAAAGGUGUGCAUCAGGGUUUUAUCUUUUCCCCAUACCUAUUCAAUCUGUAUGCUGAGCAAAUAAUCCAAGAAGCUGGACUAUAUGAAGAAGAACGGGGCAUCAGGAUUGGAGGAAGACUUAUUAACAGCCUGUGUUCCGCAGAUGACACAAACUUGCUUGCUGAAAGUGAAGAGGACUUGAAGCACUUAAAUGAUGAAGAUCAAGGACCAUAGCCUUCAGUAUGGAUGACACAUCAGCAUAAAGAAAACAAAAAUUCUCACAACUAGACCAAUAAGCAACAUCAUGAUAAACGGAGCAAAGAUUGAGGUUGUCAAAGAUUUCAUUUUACUUGGAUCCACAACACCCAUGGAAGCAGCAGUCAGGAAAUCAAAAGAUGCAUUGCAUUGGGUAAAUCAGCUGCAAAGGACCUCUUUAAAGUGUUGAAAACUAAAGAUGUCGCCUUGGACAUGUUGUCAGGAAAGAUCAGUCCCUGAAGAAGAACGUCAUGUUUGGUAGAGUGUCAGCAAAAGAGAGGAAGACUCAGCGAGAUGAAUUGACACAGUGGCUGCAACAAUGUUAUGCUGAAGUAUAACAAUGAUUGUGAGGAUGGUGCAGGACCAGGCAGUGUUUCAUUCUGUGGUACAUAGGGUCGCUAUGAGUUGGAAGUGACUCGAUGGCACCUAACAACCACUGUGAGGAAAUAAAUUUCUCUUUGUUAAAGCCAUCCACUUGUGGUAUUUCUGUUAUAGCAGCUCUAGAUAACUAAGACACCCAGUGUUGCAGCCACUGUGUCAAUCCAUCUUGUUCAGGAUUUUCCUUUUUUGCUGACCCUCUACUUGACCAAGCAUGAUGUCCUUCUCCAGGGACUGAUCCCUCCUGAUAACGUGUCCAAAGUCUGUGAGACGUAGUUUUGCUAUUCUCGGUUCUAAGGAGCAUUUUGGUUGAACUUCUUCCGAGACAGAUUUUUUUCAUUCUUCUGGCAGUCCACGGUAUAUUCAAUGUUCUUCGCCAACACCAUAAUUUAUAUCAGAAUAAGAGGCAUAAACCAGGACUGUCCUAAGCAAACCAAGACAAAUCUGGAGUUAAGGGGAGAGGGGUAACCGGGUAUAAAAUUUCAGUUUCAUAAGCAGACAGAUGGCACCGAGGUACAGAAUUGGACCACCAAAGUAGUGAAUGGGAAGAAACUCUUGUGAGGGGGAGGCAACAAGAAAUGACAUCAAGGAAAUGGUGGUUAAAGAAAGGCCUCAGGAUACAGAGGAACCAGAACUCUCUUACUCUGCUGUUAGGAAGGCAAAAUGGUACACUUUGGAAAACAGUGUGGCAAUCCCUCACAUGGUUAAACGUAGAGUUACCGUAUGACCCAGCAAUUCAAUACUCUUACAGAUAUACUUCAGAGAAAUGAAAACAUGUGCACACAAAUGUUCACAGCAGUAUUAUCCAAAAUUGCCCAAAGAUGGAAAUAACCCAAAUGUCUAUUAACUGAUGAAUGGAUAAAGAAAAUGUGGUAUAUCCAUACAAUGGAAUAUUACUUAGCAACAGAAAGGAGUUAACUAUUGAUACAUACAACAUGGAUGAAUGUCAAUUAUGCUGAAAAAAGCUAAUCCCCUCCCCAAAACAAAAGUACAUACUGUAUGAUUCUAUUUAUAGAAAACUCUAGGAAAUGAAAACUAAAGUGACAGAAGGAAGAUCAGUGGUUACUUGCAUAUGGAGGGAUGGAGAGGAGAGAAAGAAGCACAAGAAAGAAAAUGUCGGAGGUUAUGGAUAUGUUCACUAUCUUAAUUGUGGUGGUGGUGUCACAGGUGUUUUCGCACAGGUGUGAAACGUGUGAUGGUUAAUGUUAUGUGUCAGUUUGGCUAGGCUAUGAUUCUCGGUAAUUUGGCAGACAUUGAAUUGAUUGCUCUUCCAUACUGUAACAUAAUGUAGUCAUCUCCAUGAUGAGAUCUGAUAUAAUGUAAUCACCUCGACAAUGAGGUCUGCUAUGAGCAGCCAAUCAGUUGAGAGUGGCGUUUCCUUGAGGACAUAUCCUGCCUCCAGUAUAUAAAUAGAUGUUACAGCAAGGCUCACUCUUGCUCUGGAUCUUGCGUCCGACUCCUCAUCUUCUGACCUCUGGAUCUUGGGAUGUGGGAUGUGAGCCAGCAGCCUGCCGCCUGACCUGCAGAUUUUGGGUUCGUGAGUCGGGAGACGCCUCCAGUCUGACUCCUGGCCCACAGAUUUAGGAUUUGCCAGUCUCCACAAUUGUGUGAUCCAUUUCCUUGAAUUAAAUCUCUCUCUAUGUGUUUAUAUUUACACAUGUUUCACUGAUUUUGCUCCUUCAGAGAACCCAGCCUAAGACAAGAUAUUUUCACAUAUGUAAAAAUUUAUCAGAUUGUAUACUUUUCAAUAUGUACAGUUUACUGUGUGCCAGUUAUGCCUCAAUAAGACUGUUGUGUUGUUUUUUUAAAGCAGUUACCCCAAGGAUGGAAUCUACCAAAUGCUUUCUAAGCCUGCCAGAGUCCAGAAAUAAAAUCCUUCCACAAAUUGGGUUGGGGGGUGGGUUGUUGUUGUUAGAUGCCGUUGUGUCAAUUCUGACUCAUAGUGACCCUAUGUACAACAGAACAAAACACCGUCCAGUCCUGCACCAUCAUCACAAUCAUUGCUAUGUUUGAGCCCAUUGUUGCAGCCACUGUGUCAAUCCAUCUCGUUGGGGGUCUUCCUCUUUUUCGCUGACCCUCUACCAUGCAUGGUGUCCUUCUCCAGGGACUGGUCCCUCCUGAUAACAUGUCCAAAGUACAGGAGACAAAGUCUGGCCAUCCUUGCUUCUAAGGAGCAUUCUGGCUGUACUUCUUCCAAGACAGAUUUGUUCGUUCUUCUGGCAGUCCAUGGUAUAUUCAAUAUUCUUGACCAACACCAUGAUUCAAAGGCGUCAGUUCUUCUUCAUUCUUCCUUAUUCAUUCUCCAGCUUUCACAUGCAUGUGAGGCAAUUGUUCAGGCGCACCUUAGUCCUCAAAGUGAUGUUUUUGCUUUUUAACACUUUAAAGAGGUCUUUUGCAGCAGAUUUGGGGUGGGGAGGGGGAGAAAAGACUUCAAAAGAUAAGCUGAAGAAUUUUGGUUUGAUCUAAUAAGCAAGGAGGAGUCACGAGUUUCUUGAUCAACAUAGGCAACGUGAUGAAAACUGGAUGUGAGCAAGAUUGUUCCAGAAACUGGAGUAGUGAAGGACUAGAGGCAGGAAGACUGGCCCACAAACGAUGAACCUUGUUCUCUCCUCAGUAAUUACACUGUGCAAACACAACUGUGACAUUACAGUCUUCCAUAUUGAAAAUGUAAACCAGGUCUGAAAACUGAGAGUGCUUUUUCUUGGUACCUCUUAGGGCCUCAAAUCUUGCUUAUGUGGCUUCUGACACAGUCGACAAAUUAUAGGUAGGGUCUUUACCUGGGUACGUGGGACUGAGGACUGCCUAAGCAGGGUGGAGUUCAUUGUUCAUUAAAACUCAGAGUUGUUCAACCUAAGUUAGUGUUUUUCUUAAUAUUAAUGAAAAUCUAACACUUUCUGAAUGCUCACUAUGUCCCAGACUCUGUUCUAUUCAUCCAUUAUCUCAUUUAAUUGUCCCUACAAUCCUUUGAGGUAUGGGUACUAUUAUCCUUCCCAUUUUACACCUGAAUAAAAUCACCUGUCCAGAAGUUAAACAAUGUGCCCAAGGCUUGACAACUACCAAGUGGCAGAGCCAGUAUUUCAACUCAAACAGUCUGACUCCAGAGCUCACCCUCUUAACCAUUGGACUAAACUACUUCUCUCUAUUUUGUCCCAGAUUGCUAAAAUCAGAUGCUCAAGUCUAUUCAAUAUUAUAUGUACAAAAGUAUUAGAGCCACAGAAUCUUAGGAUUGGAAGGGGCCGUAUAGUACUCUCUUCCCAGCCAACAUAGCGAUCUCCACAGUGUCCCUAACAAGUGGUUAUUCCAUCUCAACUUUUAACAUUUCCAGUGACAAGAAGUUCACCACAUCAUAAAGCAACCCAUUCCACCUCUAAGUCGCUCAGAUUUUAGAAAGUUAUUUCUUGUUGACUUAGAGUCAACCUUCCUGAAACUUCUACCAGCUGGUGUUAAUUCCAUACAGAAUAAGUUUCUUCUACCUGACAGUUCUUCAGUUAUGAAGACAGUUAUGAUGUCCCCCCUUCACCCAAAUCUCCUUCCCAGUUAAAUAUCUCUCAUUCAUUCAGCCAUUUCUUGUAUGACAUCACUUCACUUUCCUGAUUGCAUUUUUAAAAUAUGUUUCCGUUUGUCAAAGCCCUCUUAAACAUGGCAUUCAGAAUUGAACACCAAAUUCUAUGGGCUGGCCACCAGAGACCUAAGUGAGACUGAAAUGCCCCCUGAUCUGUUCACUACCAUUCUCAUAGUCCAACUAAGACUCAUGAGCAUUUUUGGCACUGUCAACUCACAGUCAGUGAAGACCCUCAGUCCUUUUUCGCAUGUUCUGCCAUUAAGCUCUAUCUUCUCAUCCUUAAAUGCCUUGCACUAAAUAGAGCAUUAGAACCUUUAUUGUGGUACCUCCCAUUUUAUAAGCCUGGGUUUAUUCUGGACUUUAGCCUUUAUGACUCAGUUCCUAGAAAUCCACGAUACUCCUUGGUCUUUGCCCUUGGAAACCUAGCCCUCCUUCUGUCAUCUAUACACGUCCUUUUAAAAUCUGAGCUCAUCAGAGAAUAAUCCAUAAGGACACUUUAGUUUAUUAACUAUCUCUCUCUCCCUUUUUAAUUUCUCACUGGAAUUUCUCCAAAUUAUACAGUUCUGAAUUUUAUUUUUGAAAUCCCUCUUCCUUUGAGCUAUCUUUCUCUUUUGGUGUUUGACCAGGCGGUCAUACUUUUCUCUGGUCCUUUUGAAGUCUAAACCCCACCCCCAAACACACACACACACACCUACUUAAUUAACCUAUCUAACCAUGCCAUGCCCAACAUUCUUUUGUGUAACAAAUCCAGAUGGCAUGGUCACUGUCCCCAAGAUUCUUGUCCCUUUCACCUUGCUAACCAGAUCUUCUUUAUUUAUUGUCAGGAUUAAGCCCAGUUUAGCGAUUUCACCCCUAGCUUCUUCAGUCUUAUGAGAGCUUAAUUAUCAGCAAGAGAGUCAAGAAGUAUCAGAUGGGUUGCUGUUAGAACAAUAAAACUUCCAGCAGAUAUUCAGGUGGUUUAUGUCUCUGAUCACCGUUUCUUGCCUAUGUGACAGUUUGAUGAAACAUUAUUUAUAUCUUUUAUCUAUCUGGGCAGUGUCUUGUAUACUUCCACAACUCCAGUCUCUUUCAUUUCUUGUUUUCAUUCUUUUUUUUUUAUUGUGCUUUAAGUGAAAGUUUACAAAUCCAGUCAGUCUCUCAUACAAAAACUUAUACACACCUCACUAUGUAACCCUAGCUGCUGUCCCUCUCAUGUGACAGCACACUCCUCCUCUCCCCUCCUUUUCAAUCUUACUGAAUACUUUCCACCAUCUGGCCAAUGAAUUGUUUCAUAUACUACUACUCUUCCUCUCAUAUAGGGUACCUCUCUGGAUCAGGUUCAUCCUUCUUUUUCCAGAUGCCAAUCAGAAGUCCCAUCCUACCAAGACUGAAUGAUGCCUAUAAAACUGUUUUCCUCCUUGUAUUAACAUUUUACAUUCACUUUAUUACCCAUAUUCUGGGUGUUGGUACAUAGAUAUCCAAGGCCCUAAGUAUCAUUUCUGACCCUCUUCCUUGUUUUUUCUUGAGCAAUGCUAGGCAUUGCCUUAGCAUUAGUUCCUCUUUCUUUAUUAUACUUUCUUUCUACAUAGCUUCCAGAAACACAAUAGUUACUAGCACAGAGCCCCUACUACGCCUCACCGGAGGAAUUUGUUUUUAAUGAGUUGACCAGCCAUAUAUCUCAUCAUCAUCAUCACUAUCGAUAUUAGUAUUAUUCUCUAUUUUCAUGGGCUCUUGCUCCUGGUUCCUUUUCUUUCAUUUUUUACUUAAAAUUGAAAUAUAUAUAUUUUAUUGUAUUCAGUGAAUUAAUUUCUUUUUUAACUUGCAGACUUAUCAAAAAAUAAUAUGAAGAAUUUCCACAUUAUCUUUCCCUCAGCUUCUUCAAAUGUUAACAUCUUACAUAACCACAGUAACUAAGACUAGUAUUGGUACAAUACUAUUAACUAAUCUACCAAUCUUCCUCAGAUAUUGCCAGUUCUUUUGCCAAUGUCCUUUUUUGGGGUCCAGGAUCUAAUCCAGAAUCACACAUGGCCUUUUGUGAUCAUGUCACCUUAAAUCUGUGGCAGUUUUGCCAUCUUUUUUUUUUUCUUUCAUGGCCUUGACAGGUUUGUGUGUGUAUGUGUGUGAUAAAAAUAUACACAGCAAAAGAUAUUGACUUCGGAAAUGUCUGACUUCUUGAAGUGUACAUGAUAAUAGGCAAGCAGGGGAGGUCCAGCUCACAGUGGAUUUAGCAGAAUACCAAGCCAGGCCAUGAAGUUGCUUUUAAAUGGCCCAUCUUGUAUUUCAUUUUCAAUAAAACUACCCUUGAUUCUACACCAAAGACUAAAAAAAAAAAUUUUUUUUUUUUUUUAAGAAGGGAUAAAUUCUAACUUGAUCAUCUUUUUGUGGAGAGAGAAAUCUGACAGAACAGUAAAUGUGGAAUGCUUAAACCGGUAAAAGAGUUCUGGGAGGGAAUAUAGUGGGGGCUUCACACUCAAAAGGAGCCCUGCUGGCACAGUGGUUAAGCGCUCAGCUGUUAACUGAAAGGUUGGCCGUUGUAACCCACCAGCCGCUCCACAGGAGAAAGAUGAGGCAGCCUGUUUCCGUUACAGCCUUGGAAACCCUAUGGGGCAGUUCUACCUGGUCCUACAGGGCCAUUAUGAGUCAGAAUCCUUAAUAUUGUUAAGAAUCCUUAACAAUUGUUAACUCCUUAACAAUGGGGCCGUGCUCAAAGGGAGCAGCAGAUGUGGCAAGGUGUAUCAAGGAGCAAUUAGCAUUUGAAAAAAAUGCAUUAAAAGGAAUGUCAAGAAUUCAAACAAGAAAGAUUUUGCAUUUUAUUUUGAACUGGGUUAGAAAAACCACUUCCCCUCCAAAUAAAAUAACCUAAGGAGUUUUUUGCUGGAGCGGAUGUUUCUCUCACCAGUAGAGGUAAAGGAGUGACUUUAAUGUUCAGGGAAUAUACUUUACCAUCCCCUUAAGCUGUAGUACUGCAAGGUCAUUUCUGUAUCCAGCUGCAUCUCUGUUAUAAUAGGCUAAUGAGAAAUAUAGCAGCCUCUCAAUGGUACCGUUCGAAGAUUUCUCGCCAAGUCCACAAAACUAGAUUCAAAAGUGCUCUUCUUUGAACACCUGUCAUUUGCGCUCGUCACUUUAGAUUGUGGGGGUUCUUGGGAAAACUACCAAAUUGUAAAGUAUACUUGUAGAGGAAGGGUUGACAAUCCUGGAGGAACCCUAACUGUAAGUUUCUCUAGAUCCUUUAAAAAGGAGCCUUGGUGGCACACCAGUUAAGUGCUCAGCUGCUAAUCUAAAAGCUGGCGGUUCGAACCUAUCCAGCGGCUCUGCAGGAGAAAGAUCUGGAGAUGUGCUGCCGCACAGGUUACAGCCUAGAAAACUCCAUGGGGCAAUUCUACUCUGUCACAUGGGGUGGCUGUGAAUGAAAAAUCGACUCAACAGCACCUAACAACAACUGGGUCCUUUAGCAGGCAGGUCUUUUCUGGAGGAGGUGGGAGAGGGCAGGAAAGAAAAAUGAGGGAUACGCCCAGUAUGCCUUCAGCAUGCAAGGGCCUGUGGCAUUUUGUCUUUCAGAAUCCUGAAGUGUGGCCAUCUACACUUCAGCUGCAGUUGCAGUUUUCAGCAGUCAUCCAUAUUUUUGGAAGCACUGUUGUGAUUUCUUUAGCCAUAGGAUUUGUGAUUACACUAUCUGCUCCGGCUCUGAACCUCAGAGUGCAUCACGCCAACCAAUAAGUUUUGAAGGGCAUGUGCGGUAAAUGCAGACUAAUUGGGUUUGGUAGACACUUCUCGAUGGACCCAAUGGCUGUCAAUCUAAUUUUAUUGAUUCCUCUAAAUAUUUCUGGAGUUCAGAAAUCUACCCAUUCCAAGAGUACUUUACCUGGGGUCCAGGGAGCCAAACGCCAGCCUAGCUCACACAGCCUCUUAACCCUUUCGGUACAACCUCUACAUUUGGCUUCUAGCUAAAAUCAUUUCCCCACCCUCAACCCAGUCCUUUGGGCAGGGGUCCAUUUACAGAAAAUACCGCCUAUGGCAAUUAGGUUUUUUUUUUUUAAUUGUGCUUUAGGUAAAAGUUUACAACUCAAGUUAGUUUCUCAUACCAAAAUUUAUACACACAUUAUUAUGUGACCCUAGUUGCAAUCCCUGUAAUGUGACAGCACACUCCCCCUUCCACUCUGGAUUUCCCAUGUCCAUUCAACCAGCUCCUGUCCCUUUCUGCCUUCUCACCUCACCUCUGGACAGGAACUGCCUAUUUAGUCCCACGUAUCUACUUUUUUUUUUUUUAUCUACUUGAGCUCCCCCACGUGUCUGUCAGUUUGUCAUACUGUGGGGGCUUAUGCGUUGCUGUGAUGCUGGAAGCUAUGCCACCAGUGUUCAGAUACCAGCAGGGUCACCCAUGGAGCACAGGUUUCAGCUGAGCUUCCAGACUAAGACAGACUAGGGUGAAGGACCCAGCAGUCUACUUCUGAAAAUCAUUAGCCAGUGAAAAACUUACAAAUAGCAGCGGAACAUUGAUAUAGUGCUGGAAGAUGAGCCCCCCAGGUUGGAAGGCACUCAAAAGAUGACUGGAGAAGAGCUGCCUCCUCAAAGUAGAGUCGACCUUAAUGACGUGGAUGGAGUCAAGCUUUCGGGACCUUCAUUUGCUGAUGUGGCAUGACUCAAAAUGAGAAGAAACAGCUGCAAACAUCCAUUAAUAAUCGGAACCUGGAAUGUAUGAAGUAUGAAUCUAGGAAAAUUGGAUAUCAUCAAAAAUGAAAUGGAACGCAUAAACAUCGAUAUCGUAGGCAUUAGUGAGCUGAAAUGGACUGGUAUUGGCCAUUUUGAAUUGGACAAUCAUAGAGUCUACUAUGCUGGGAAUGACAACUCGAAGAGGAAUGGUGUUGCAUGCAUUGUCAAAAAGAAUGUUUCAAGAUCUAUCCUGAAGUACAACACUGUCAGUGAUACGAUAAUAUCCAUACGCCUACAAGGAAGACCAGUUAAUACGACUAUUAUUCAAAUUUAUGCACCAACCACUAGGGCCAAAGAUAAAAAAUUGAAGAUUUUCAUCAGCUGCUGCAGUCUGAAAUUGAUUGAACAUGCAAUCAAGAUGUAUUGAUAAUUACUGGUGAUUGGAGUGCGAAAGUUGGAAACAAAGAAGUAGGAUCAGUAGUUGGAAAAUAUGGCCCUGGUGAUAGAAAUAAUGCCAGAGAUCGAAUGAUAGAAUUUUGCAAGACCAAUGACUUCUUCAUUGCAAAUACCUUCUUUCACCAACAUAAACGGCAACUCUACACAUAGACCUCACCAGUAGGAACACACAGAAAUCAAAUUGACUACAUCUGCGGAAAGAGAUGAUGGAAAAGCUCAAUAUCAUCAGUCAGAACAAGACCAGGAGCCGACUGUGGAACAGACCAUCAAUUCCUCAUAUGCAAGUCCAAGCUGAAACUGAAGAAAAUCAGAGCAAGUCCAUGAGAGCCAAAAUAUGACCUUGAGUAUAUCCCACCUAAAUUUAGAGACCAUCUCAAGAAUAGAUUUGACGCAUUGAACACUAAUGACUGAAGACCAGAUGAGUUGUGGAAGGACAUCAUCCAUGAAGAAAGCGAGAGGUCACCGAAAAGACAGGAAAGAAAGAAAAGACCAAGAUGGAUGUCAGAGGAGACUCUGAAACUUGCUCUUGAGCGUGGAGCAGCUAAAGCAAAAGGAAGAAUUGAUGAAGUAAAAGAACUGAACAGAAGAUUUCAAAGGGUGUCUGGAGAAGACAAAGUAAAGUAUUAUAAUGACACGUGCAAAGAGCUGGAGAUGGAAAACCAAAAGGGAAGAACACACUCGGUGUUUUUCAAGCUGAAAGAACUGAAGAAAAAAUUCAAGCCUCGAGUUGCAAUAGUGAAGGAUUCUAUGGGGAAAAUAUUAAAUGAUGCAGGAAGCAUCAAAAGAAGAUGGAAAGAAUACACAGAGUCAUUAUACCCAAAAGAAUUAGUCAAUAUUCAACCAUUUCAAGAGAUGGCAUAUGAUCAGGAACUGAUGGUACUGAAGGAAGAAGUCCAAGCUGCUCUGAAGGCAUUGGUGAAAAACAAGCCUUCAGGAAUUGAUGGAAUGAAUAUCAGUUGAGAUGUUUCAACAAACAGAUGCAGUGCUGGAGGUGCUCACUCGUCUAUGCCAAGAAAUAUGGAAGACAGCUUCCUGGCCAACUGACUGGAAGAGAUCCAUAUUUAUGCCUAUUCCCAAGAAAGGUGAUCCAACCGAAUGUGGAAAUUAUAGAACCAUAUCAUUAUCACACGCAAGCAAAAUUUUGCUGAAGAUCAUUCAAAAACGGCUGAAAUUCAGGCCAGUUUCAGAAGAGGACGUGGAACCAGGGAUAUCAUUGCUGAUGUCAGAUGGAUCCUGGCUGAAAGUAGAGAAUACCAGAAGGAUGUUUACCUGUGUUCUAUUGACUAUGCAAAGGCAUUCGACUGUGUGGAUCAUAACAAACUAUGGAUAACACUGCAAAGAAUGGGAAUUCCAGAACACUUAAUUGUGCUCUUGAGGAACCUUUACAUAGAUCAAGAGGCAGUUGUUUGGACAGAACAAGGGGAUACUGAUUGGUUUAAAGUCAGGAAAGGUGUGCAUCAGGGUUGUAUUCUUUCACCAUACCUAUUUAAUUUGUAUGCUGAACAAAUAAUCCAAGAAGCUGGACUGUAUGAAGAAGAACGGGGCAUCAGGAUUGGAGGAGACUCAUUAACAACCUGUAUAUGCAGAUGACACAACCUUGCUUGCUGAAAGUGAAGAGGACUUGAAGCACUUAGUAAUGAAGAUCAAAGACCACAGCCUUCAGUAUGGAUUACAGCUCAACAUAAAGAAAACAAAAAUCCUCACAACUGGACCAAUGAGCAGAACAUCAUUGUAAAUGGAGAAAAGAUUGAAGGAUUUCAAUUCAAUUGUCAAGGAUUUCAUUUUACUUGGAUCCACAAUCAAGAGCCAUGGAAGCAGCAGUCAAGAUAUCAAAAGAUGCAUUGCAUUGGGCAAAUCUGCUGCAAAAGACCUCUUCAAAGUGUUGAAGAGCAAAGAUGUCACCCUGAAGACUAAGGUGCGCCUGCCCCAGGCCAUGGUAUUUUCAAUUACAUCAUAUGCAUGUGAAAGCUGGACAAUGAAUAAAGAGGACCGAAGAAGAUUUGAUGCCUUUGAAUUGUGGUGUUGGCAAAGAAUAUUGAGUAUAUACCAUGGACUGUAAUCUGUCUUGGAAGAACUGCAGCCAGAAUGCUCCUUAGAGGCAAGGAUGGCGAGACUGCGUCUUACAUACUUUGGACAUGUUGUCAGGAGGGAUGAGUCCCUGGAGAAGGAGAUCAUGCUUGGCAGAGUACAGGGUCAGCGGAAAAGAGGGAGACCCUCAACGAGGUGGAUUGACACAGUGGCUGCAACUAUGAGCUCAAGCAUAACAAUGAUUGUAAGGAUGGCGUGGGACCAGGCAGUGUUUCGUUCUGUUGUGCACAGGGUCGCUAUGAGUUGGAACCGACUCGACGGCACCUAACAACAACAACAACAAUCUACUUGAGCUAAGAAGCACACUCUUCAUGAGUAACAUUUUAUAUUUUAUAAUCCAGUCUAAUCUUUGUCUGAAGAGUUGGCUUCGGGAAUGAUUUUAGUUCUGGGUUAACAGAGAGUCCUGGGGUCAGGUCUUCUGGGGUUCCUCUAGUCUCAAUCAGACCAUUAAGUCCGAUCUUUUUACUAGAAUUUGAGUUCUGCACCCCACUUUUCUCCUGUUCCGUCAGGGACUCUCUCUUGUGUUCCCUGUCAGGGCAGUCAUUGUAGGUAGCCAGGCACCAUCUAGUUUUUCCGGUCUCAGGCUGGUGGAGUCUCUGGUUUAUGUGGCCCUUUCUGUCUCUUGGGCUAAUAUUUUCCAUGUGUCUUUGGUGUUCUUCAUUCUUGUUUGCUACAGGUGUGUUGAGAAUAAUUGAUGUGUCUUAGAUGCUUGCUCGCUACCUUUUAAGACUGCAGAUGCCACUCACCAAAGGGAAAUUAGUUUUAAAUGGUCGAAUGAUGUGCUACAAACUAGUGAUGAAAACUGCCAUGGCCAAUAGAAACUGCUCCUUAGCGCCCCUCGUCAAGCAGUGUCCAGGGCACAUGCCCUGCCUGCCAUACCUUAAUUACACCUCUGCCAGGCUUUGGGUUCUCCUGAGCCAAUUUCUGGCAAGAUCUUUGUUAAACUGUAUUUGCAAACCAGGGUCUGGUACAAGCCGGCAGUGUUUCCACUCUGCUGUGACCGGUUACCCCAACCUCCUCUGGCUUCAUUGGUGAAGCUCCAUGGCAGGGCCAGGAAUAGGGUGACGAGAGUGAGGCACUCACUUCAACACAAAAUUUAAGGGGGGGGUGGCGAGCCAAAACAACUCGGUAAUCAAGAUAGAUAAUUUUUAAUGCAGUAUUAAAAUUUUU
Messenger RNA from Loxodonta africana (African savanna elephant), 24784 nucleotides. It is a transcript of the gene SLC25A43, whose product is annotated as solute carrier family 25 member 43. Bases 5278 to 6114 code for a protein of 278 amino acids. The transcript has 5 exons. Gene Ontology annotation, biological process: transmembrane transport. Lineage: Eukaryota; Metazoa; Chordata; Mammalia; Proboscidea; Elephantidae. The record is from RefSeq and is a predicted model, not a curated record.